GUGAGCAAGCAGCAAGCAAUGUUUCGGGGAAAGCAGACCGACCAAAGGCGAGUUGACGGGUUGACGGGUUGACGACAUCAGACCGACAACACCCAAAGUACCGUCCGGGUCACGGGGAAUGCGAAGACCAUUUUUUCCUGCCAGCAGAACCCGCCUUAUGAUAAUGAAUGAUUUUUGGAGAAUGUACAAUCUAUCUAGUAUCUACUGUGAGUUCGUAGGAGCUUCUCUGGCCAUUCUCCACCUAAUCAAGGUAACCAAGGUGACACACGGUACUGCUUUCGCUGGAGGAUCGCAACGGGAAAUAUAUGUAUUGAUCAAGGAGCCAUUCAACCAUAGGUGAUCCAAACACUACAGUAAUCUUACUGUGCGACCUGUGAUUGGUAGUUUUGCCA
This is a messenger RNA of Aspergillus brunneoviolaceus CBS 621.78, 392 nucleotides long. RefSeq lists its product as uncharacterized. Bases 119 to 340 code for a protein of 73 amino acids. The transcript has a single exon. The record is from RefSeq and is a predicted model, not a curated record. NCBI's taxonomy places the organism in Eukaryota, Fungi, Ascomycota, Eurotiomycetes, Eurotiales, Aspergillaceae.